CUUCAGGAAGACAAUUCUAACGAUGGCAGAGAAACAGAGGACACUUCUAAUGAUGGAAGUCAGCAAUCGAAGAGAAGAAGAACAGCAUCUGGAGAAAGUUCUCCAAGUUGUGAAAAUUCAAAUCAAGAUUUUGGCUCCAGCUAUUUCCCAGCAGAAAAUCUAGUUGAAUAUAAAUGGCCAUCAGAUGAAACAGGGGAGUACUAUAUGUUACAAGAGCAAGUCAGUGAAUAUUUGGGUGUCACUUCCUUUAAACGCAAAUACCCAGAUUUAGAACGAAGAGAUCUGUCGCACAAGGAGAAGUUGUAUCUGCGAGAACUAAAUGUUAUUACGGAAACUCAGUGUACUUUAGGUCUGACAGCUUUACGAAGUGAUGAAGUAAUUGACCUUAUGAUAAAGGAGUACCCAACCAAGCAUGCAGAGUACUCCGUCAUUCUUCAAGAAAAAGAACGCCAGCGCAUUACGGACCAUUACAAAGAGUACUCGCAACAACAGCAACAAAAUACACAGAAAGUAGAAGCAAGCAAAGUUCCAGAGUACAUCAAGAAAGCUGCCAAAAAAGCUGCAGAAUUCAACAGCAAUUUAAAUCGUGAAAGGAUGGAAGAGAGAAGAGCGUAUUUUGACUUACAGACUCAUGUAAUACAGGUACCUCAGGGAAAGUACAAAAUUCUGCCUUCUGAAACGACGAAAGUGAGUCCUUAUCCUGUUUCCCUUAUACCUGGACAGUUUCAAGAAUAUUACAAAAGGUAUUCUCCCAAUGAGCUUCGGUACUUGCCAUUAAACACAGCCUUGUAUGAGCCUCCAUUAGACCCUCUCGAUCCCGAACUGUUGGCAUUUGACAGUGAUGGUGAUUCUGAUGAGGUUGAUGAAGGACGCAGUGAGAAGAAAAAAAUCAAAGGAUCCUCGGUAAGUCUGUUUCUUGGUAGUUCAUCUGGGAACGUGUCUGAUGGAGAAAAUGCACAGGAUACUCAGGACGACGCUCUUCCUGCAAAACCAAAAGCAAAAGAAAAAUCAACCCCCAAAAAGGAGAGCACCAAACGUUCUGUAGGGCCCAAAUCCAGUUCUGGGUACAAGCCAAAGUCCAUCCCCAAUGCUAUUUGUGGAAUUUGUCUGAAGGGUAAGGAUGGCAACAAAAGGGGAAGAGCCGAGAAGCUUAUACACUGUUCCCAGUGUGAGAAUAGCGGUCACCCUUCAUGCUUGGAUAUGGUACCAGAAUUGGUUGCAGUAAUAAAAAAAUACCCAUGGCAAUGUAUGGAAUGCAAAACCUGUAUCAUAUGUAGCCAGCCUCACCAUGAAGAGGAUAUGAUGUUCUGUGACCACUGUGACCGUGGCUAUCAUACUUUUUGUGUUGGACUUGGUGUUCUUCCAUCAGGUCCCUGGAUAUGUGACUGCUGUCAGAAUGUUCCAGCCACACCAAAAAAAGGAGUUAAAAGAGGCAAAAACAGUAAAGAAGGAUAA
Molecule: messenger RNA, 1455 nt
Organism: Staurois parvus
Lineage: Eukaryota; Metazoa; Chordata; Amphibia; Anura; Ranidae
Source: the annotation of a GenBank genome assembly